Anarrhichthys ocellatus (wolf-eel) is the source of this 2052-nucleotide messenger RNA. It is a transcript of the gene pstpip2, whose product is annotated as proline-serine-threonine phosphatase interacting protein 2. Gene Ontology annotation, cellular component: plasma membrane; cytoplasm; actin filament. The transcript is spliced from 14 exons. NCBI's taxonomy places the organism in Eukaryota, Metazoa, Chordata, Actinopteri, Perciformes, Anarhichadidae. The record is from RefSeq and is a predicted model, not a curated record. Gene Ontology annotation, molecular function: actin filament binding. The coding region runs from base 47 to 1057 and encodes 336 amino acids. Gene Ontology annotation, biological process: actin filament polymerization.
GUCAGCUAUCAGACCUGUCCACACUCUCCUCUUGUCCUUUACAAUUAUGAAAAAUCUACAUUUUAAGGAUUUCUUCUGGAACUCUGACCUGACCUGCACUGGUGGCUAUGACGCAAUCAUCCUGUAUCUCAAUGAUGGCAAGAGGACGUGCAAGGAGGUGGAGGAUUUCAUGAAGGCUAGGGCAUCAGUUGAAGAGAAGUACGCCAAAGAUCUCCUUGGUUUGUCCAAGAAGGUGUGUGGACACAAUGAGAUGAACACAUUAAAACGAUCCCUGGACAUGCUCAAAUUACAGACUGAACAUGUGAGUCUAUCACACUUACAACUGGCUCAGAGCAUGAGGGAGGAGGCCAAGAAACUGGAAGAAUUCAGAGAAAAACAAAAAGAAGCCAGGAAAAAGAUGGAACAACAGAUGGAUGUUCUCCACAAACAGAAGUCUACACAUUUCAAGAAGACAAUGGAUUCAAAGAAGACAUAUGAGCAGAAAUGCCGAGAUAAAGAAGAAGCCGAUCAGAACGUGAAUCGAAACACCAACACCAACAACACCAAGCAAAUAGAUAAGCUCUUCUCAAAAGCACAGAAUGCAAAACAGACUGCAGAGGAAGCAGACAGGUUGUACCAUCAGAAUGUGACCACAGUGGGAAAGAUUAGAGAUGAAUGGAUGAAGGAACAUAUCAACGCCUGUGAGAUGUUUGAGAAACAGGCAAUGGAGCGCAUUAACUGUCUGAGAAACACAGUCUGGACUCACCUCAACCAGCUAUCACAACAGUGUGUGACCAGUGAUGAGCUGUAUGAGGAAGUGAGGAAGUCACUGGAGCAGUGUGAUAUCCAGGAAGAUAUUGAACACUUUGUCAACCUCAGGCGGACCGGUGACAAACCGCCAGCUCCGGUUGUGUAUGACAACUUCUACAGUGGUCUGAGGCCUCCAGCUGUAGCUCCGCCCUCUCGACUGCCUCCCCCAAUCACCAGGAGGGGGCCUUUACCUGAUCCAACAAACGACAGUGGAGAUACAAUCUACUCAACAGUGCAGGACACAGGGUACAGUGUUAUCCAAUACUAACAUGCAGAUCUGCUGGAGAAGUUAUUGUACAUCCCAUGCAGCGCUGGCGCUUUGUAAUUAGAGGUUGGUUAUGUAAGUCUCAUCAGUUCCUCUUUUGUGAUUUCCUGUAACGAUGAGGUCGCACCAAAUAAAAAUCGGCGUCAGUACUGCGUACAUACAUAUUUCUUCUAGGUUGUGUGGUAUUUUGAAUAUAGAACAGUAAAUUAAGUGUUUUCUACAUCUCAAUGUAGCUUCAGUUGUGUAUUUAUGUUUUGUGGAGCUAUGCUUUUCUCAAAUGUUAACUAGAAAUCCACGAAAUAAGGCAAACUGAGAUCUUACUUUUUUUUUUCGUUUUCAUUUCCGCUUAGAUGUGAGUAGCAAUCAGCUGACUGAAAACUUGUGAUUAGAAGAAUCACACUCUCAUUUCCUAACCGUGUGUAGUAUGUGGAUCACUUGUCUUGCUUAUUGCUUUCCAUGAAAGUUCUGUUUUUGUCACUCAACCUGCAUGAUAGCAGUUUGACAGCUGUAUGUGCUGAACAACAGGCUUAUUUUCUAUUGUAGGAAAGGUAAAUUCAGCUCUAUGCCCUAGAUUUACAUUCAAGUAAUUAAAACAGAUAUGUGUGAUGAUGACAUGCAAUGUUUUCUGAAUACUUGAGGAUAAUUGUUAGAAUGUUUGCACUUUAAUUUUGCUUUAUUUAUGUUAACACAUAAUUUGUAGAAAUUGCUACAAACUGUGAUUAAGUUUGAAACUGCAGGAGUAAAAGGAUUGAAUGGCAUUUCACUGUGCAGCUGACCUGGUGCUGUUUUUGUGCAAAUAAAGUUACCGUUUUUCUCUGCACUUUAAGUAUGAAAGUUCCUCUACUCCCAGUUUAUCGUCUUCUUUCCAAUUGCAUCUCUAACUUACUAUUUGUCUGUUUGCCUGCAUCCACACUUACUAUUUAUUAUUUAUACAAUGUUUAAGACAGUACUUGAUACAAUGAAAGAUUCAAAUAAAAAUGUGUACAUCUUUAUUUCCA